Galleria mellonella (greater wax moth) is the source of this 8328-nucleotide messenger RNA. Its product is annotated as zinc finger protein Xfin-like. Gene Ontology annotation, cellular component: nucleus. The record is from RefSeq and is a predicted model, not a curated record. NCBI's taxonomy places the organism in Eukaryota, Metazoa, Arthropoda, Insecta, Lepidoptera, Pyralidae. The transcript is spliced from 7 exons. Bases 253 to 3834 code for a protein of 1193 amino acids.
UUGCUUUACUAGAAAUACAUCAAGAAGUAUCAAUAUUUCGACAGUGUUGAUGUGUUAGAAAGAGAGGAGACAUAGUUUCCUUUUUCGGUGCAGUAGUAUUUAUUUUGUAAUCAUUUCCAUUAUGUCUUAAAUUUCUCCCUCGUUGCUUACCUACAUAGUUAUAAAUAAUCGCUUCCAGUUUGUACUUGAAUCAUGAAUGAAACUUAUUCAAAGUUUUGAGUGCUUAUGUGAUGCUAUUAAAUUAAAUAGGACAUGUCGGAGAAAGGUAUUCGGAGAUCUAGGAAGUCGAAGUUGGUGCCGCGAGACUGCACGGAGGUCGAAGAUGAAAAUAUACUACAAAUGGAGAUUAUAGCAAAAAAAUUACCGAAACUAUUACCAAAAUUAGAUGAAUCAUCACCACAGAAGUUUCAUUCUGAUGAUCCUCUAGAAACUAUUGUGAGGAGUGAGCCGCGUAGUUUCAGUAUUAAUAUUGAAGUUGAAGAAUUUGAUGAAAAUGAGAUUAUUAUUGAUGCUGUCAGUGAUGAAACUAAUGAUACAAAUGUUCAAAAUGAAAACAACGAUGAUAUUGAUACAAUAAAAAAAGAAAUAAUACUUGAAAAUAAAAUAAAUGAAAAGCUAAAGAAGACGCUCGAAAACAAUGUUUCACUUGACAAAUUACUAGACAAAUCUGUACAUAGCUUGUUGAAAACAAAUAAUAAUAAUGACAAUCAAGAUUUAUCAGAUAUUUCUAUGUACAAAGUAUUCACUUUAUCGCCAAAAGAUAUCGAGAUAUUGUCACGUAAUGACACAUCUGUAAAAAGUAAAAAGUUUAAUACAUAUGCUGUUGUAAGUAAAAGUAACAAAAGUAGUACCAAAUCUCGUACUAAUAAUGUUUCUCAAACACCAAAAUCUUCUACGUCAUCUGUAACUGUAGAUUUAAUUAAUCAACCACCAUCAAUAGAUGAGGAAGGAUUGUUCAGAGAAGCUAUGGCAGUUAAGGAUAAAACAUCGAACCCAGCAGAUCGGAAGCUAGCUGUAGAACUAGUAAAUUCAUGGGGUCGUGUUUUGUAUACGCCUAAUAAAGAGUGUAAACAAGAGACAUUACUGCAAGAUGCUUUAAACAAAUGGAGAAUAUGGAAUUGCCUCUCCAAAUUCAGAGAAGUGCCACUAACAUACAAAUGCUAUGUGUGCAAAGUGGCUUACUGGCGAUUGACCCCGUUUCGAGAGCAUAUAAUUAAGCACAAGAACAUAAAGUUAGGUUUUGAGAGUAUCUUCCAGGAAUGUCACAUAAAGGCUUACUAUGUAGAGAGUCAUACGAUCAAGAAUUUCCCCAUUGACUCUAACUGCUGGAGGUGCAACAAAAGUUUUGAAGAACACCCUACAUUGGGAGACACCUACAAAGAGUACAAUUGUCGCUUUUGUCAAGAACGCUACUACACAUGUACGACGUUGACCAUACACGAGGGUCUCUGCGAAUAUCUGAAUAAGAAAAACGAUGAGGACAUAUCCAAUAUUGAACUGUAUAAAUGUACAAUAUGCUCGAUGGUCCUCUGUAAUGAAACAUAUUUGUACAACCACUCGACAUUGUUCCAUGGGGUAUGGUCUGAUCUACCUAUAUCUUCGGCUACAAAAACCUGUACACUUUGCAAUGAGAGAUAUGUGACAUAUCUUAUGCAUGUAUGCCCAAAUAAACACUCGUGCAUUUCCUGUCCGCAUUGCUGCAGACGUUUCUCAUCCAAGUUGGUGUUGAAUGUGCACCUCGAAAUGACAGAGAGUGAUUAUCAUUGUUCUAUAUGUAACCUGCGAUUGGAUAAAAAGUGUAUGGAGCCAUUGCAUUUAAUAGAACACAGCGAGGAAUUCAUGAUGGUGUACAGAUGCAUCAUGUGUGCAGAAAACAAGGUUUUCCUCGACACAGCCGAUUUGAAAGAACACAAGCUGACACAUCAUAAACAAAAGUUUGACUCCAGGAGAAUCUACUAUGAUAUUAUGUUGGUCCCAAAAAAAGGAAUACAAAAAAUAUUUAAAGAAACAAGUGAAACCAAACAGGGUGCUGAGGUCGAGAAUUUAAAAAAAGAAAUUAAAUAUUCAAGCAGCGAUAACAAUACACAAGCACUAAAUAAAGAAUUGGAAGCUGUACUCAAAGUGGAUUGUAAAAGUAUUAAAAAAUAUGUCCAUAAAGUAUAUACAAAAGUAUCAGAAUACAAUGAUGUCGUAAACACAAAUGAUAUAGACACAAAUAAUGAUAAUAAAUUAAAAAAUAAAACUCUAGAAUUGAAUGAUUCUAGAAUUGAAAAUUUUGCCAAAGUGAAGAUCAAGGAAGAAGCUGUUGACACUGAGGAGAAUACAUGUUUAGAAUCAGAUGAUUAUCUCACGAAUGUAUUUAAAGUGUCCGACGAGAUCAAAAUGGGUGGAAGCAUUAAAAUAGAAGUGAAACAAGAACCAGAAGAUGAAGAGAUUUAUACAGAUGAUAUAAUCAUUUUAAACAACAGUGACAUUGCAGAAGACAAAGGUACAGUGCAAGAAUUAGACGCAAUUGGGACUAAGAAAAAUCUGUACAAAUGCAAGCAUUGUUCUUACCAAGCGUCAUACGAUACGUACAAGGAACAUAUAAGUAAAUGUACAAAGAAUUCGAAACGGUCCAAAGUGUAUAACUGCAGCAAAUGCACCAAGAGUUUUGUAUCGUUGAAAAGAUAUGUAAUGCAUUUGUGCGAGGAGCAUAAUGUUGGUGAAUUGACUUGUGCUGUGUGUAAUCAUCGGGCGAAUAAUUACACUAUGCUGAUGACACAUUUUAGUUAUCACAUUAGGCGGUUGAUGGUCAAAGUGAAAACCUUAAAUCAAGAUAAGUAUUGUACGGCCAACAGUGAUUUUCAGUGUAAGAAGUGUAAGGACAUAGUUACAGCGGACAACCUGUUCGUGCAUUGGGAGUCACACUUCAAGAUACGUGCGCCGGACAAGGUGCAGGCGAGCGACAACGCGGAGUCUUCGACGUCGUCCGGAGAGCCGGCUCAAUUUUUAAACGGCUCGUUGGAUGCUGCGACGCGGGAGAAUCUUUUAACAGUUUUACAAAUGGAAGUGCCCAACGCUUCUAACCGGAUCAAGAUAAAGACGUGCCCGUACUGCGAGCGCACUUUCGAGCGGUACUACGACUCGAAGCGGCACAUCAUCGAGCAUCUGCUGUUGGACGCGUACGCGGGAAUCAUUGAUAACAAGGGGCUCAAGUGCCAGAUAUGUUCGGACACGUUCGAUAAGCGUGAUUUAUAUAAACAGCACAUGAGGGACCACGCAUCCAUGCCGGUUUACCUGUGCGAGCUGUGCAACAAGGCCUUCAGUGACUCGAGCAACUUUAGCAAGCACAAGAAGGUCCACAACUUGUCCGUCUACAAAUGCGACAUUUGCGACAAGAAGUUUCAGAUGAAGAUCUCCCUGUCCAAGCAUAUAAGCGAUACCCACAAAGAUACCAAGCCGAAUAUAUGUCAGUUUUGCAACAAAGUGUUCCACACCGACUCGAGCCUGAGAAAACAUAUAAGGCAACACGACAAAACACUGCUUAGAUACCGCUGUCUGGCCUGCAACGAGAAGUUCAGCUCGCUGAAGGACAAGUGGGACCACAUGUGGCAAGCGCACAAGCAGAGGACUCAAGCCGCCGACUGUCCCAUCUGUGCCGAAGCUUUCAGAAAAUAUAUAGAUGUCAAGAAACAUAUAAGAGAGAAACACGGUCUGGACCCGUCCUAUGUGAAGGUGCUGAACAGGUUCCCCUCGGCCAAAGUGGAAGGGUCACAGCCUUUGAGGGAGAAGAUUAGAAUGACGAAGGAACGUAUAUCGCUGUUAAGAUACAAUAAUACGGUUUCGAAGUGAAAUCAGAAUGCUGGGUUUGUUUUAAAUGAUGAUACCUUAUGUAUGACUGCGCAUGCGUGGAGGGGGGGGGGGGUUGGUUAGUAAUGGGGUACAGUGGUAAUAGAGUUGUCUGGAAGAGAUUGCUUAGCUGUAAGUUCGCCUUUUGUAUCACUUCUCAUUUAUAUAUAUUUUUUAUAUUUAUUUUACUUGAUGCAAUAAUGUGUAAAAUAAAUAUAACGGGCCCAUUCCUAGCUAUAUACCCUGUCAGGUCGACCUCCACGUGGUCUUCCCUGGGAACCAUCGUGCUGAAACCCAGGUGUAUUCAUCACGAUGGGUUUUUUUUUAAUGAGUGAAAAUUGAGUGAUAACUCUGCCUGCGCUAUCGUUAGUGUUACCAUGGGCGGGGUUUUUUUUAUGGGUGAUAAUGGAAUGGUAACCCCACCCGCGCUAACGAUAUACACCGGCGGGGCACCAGUGAAGGAUGAUAGGUGAGGAUGGAGCAGGUCAGUUAGCACAUCGUGACGAAUUCAACAAGAAUAGUUCACUAUGGUUUUCAGGGGGAACCACGUGGAGGUCGACUUAAUAGGGCAUAUUAGUAGCAAUGGGGAUGUCAAACUCCAUUGUUAACAAUCCCUUUCACCCCGCGUGGGCGGGGUUACAAUACCCCAAGUGAGGGGGAAAGGGAUUGUUAGUAAUGGAGACUGAGAAUCCCAUUGCUAGCAAUAUACCCACAAACCAGGUCGACCUCCUCGCGGUUCUCCCUGGAAACUAUCAUGCUUAAUUCCUGAUGAAUUCAUCAUGAUGGGCUAACUGGCCUGUUUUCAUUCUCAUCUAUCACCCUUCACUGGUGGCUCCGCCAGCGUAUCCCGUUAGCGCAGGCGGGGUUACCAUAACAUUUUCACCCAUCAAAAAACCCCAAGUGAGGGAUAUAUAUUUUUAAUGGAUGAUAAUUGAAUGAUAACACCGCCUACGCUAACGGAUGAAAAGGCAGGUCAGUAAACCCAUCGUGAUGAAUACACCUAGGUUUUAGCACGAUACUAUCCUGGUGGGAUCACGUGGAGGUCGAUCUGACAGGGUAUAUAGCUAGGAAUCCAGGGCCAAUUCUAUUUAUUUUACACUUUAUUGCACCAAGUAAAAAGAAAUAGGGUCCCUUAGUCUCCAUUGCUAAUAAUUCCUCCCCCCUCAAUGGGGGGGUAUUUAGGUAAGGACGAAAGAUCGGUUGAAGUUUUGUGAUGGGUUUAACCAGAAACCACGAUGGUUUCCAGGUGGAACUGUAUGUAUGUCCUGAUAGGGUGUAUUUCUAAUAAUGGGACCUCAAGUCCUCAUUAUAAACGAUCAUUUGAAACGUGGCCACCUUCCACCAGGUGGACUAUCAGCUUUUACCAUUCCAAGGUAAAAAUUAAAAGAAAUAUAUGCUUAACACCAUUGAAUGAAAAUGGAUUUUUUGUAAAAUUGUAUGUAUGUAUGUAUGUGUUUUGUAUUAUUAAUUGACUAUUUUUUUUUCCUGUUAUCUUUAAAUUUCUAAGCGUUAUUCUGUAAGGUGAUAAUAGUGUCUUCUUUUUUACUUGAACAAUGAAAUUGGUUGAGUUAGAAAUAGUAUGGGACGAAUACAGAAUUUGAUAUGCUCUGUAUAUAUUAACACGAUGCUAGUGAAAGUUGAUAUUUUAGUAGAUUUGACGUUAAAAAAAAACUGUAUUUUGUAAGAUUUUUGAAGUAAAAGUCAUAAUUAAUAAUUGAAGACAUGAAUCGAUCGUAUAUUAUCAUAGUUUUUCUAUGAAUGGAUGGAGGUAUUUGGAUGUUUUUUUUUGUAUGGAUGAUAAUGGAAUGGUAACCCCGCCUGUGCUAACGGUAUACACUGGUAGGGCACCAGUGAAGGAUGAUAGGUGAGGAUGAAAAGGCAGGUCAGUUAGCCCAUCGUGGCGAAUAUACUUGGAAUUCAGCACGAUGGUUUCCAGGGGGAACCGCGUGGAGGUCGACCUGACAGGGUAUAUUGCUAGCAAUGGGACUAGUAGGCAACAUUACUAACAAUCCCUUCCCCCCACAGGGUAUAUUUCUAGCAAUGAGGAGUAACGUCCCCAAUACUAACAAUCCCCCCCCGCCCUUCUCGUAACGCAGUAUUACCGAUGUCUAAGAUCCAUGCAUAAUAUAGCGAGAGUCUGAGAAUUCGACGUAUUUUUUUUUAUGGGUGAAAAUGGAACGGUAACCCCACCCGCGCUAUCGGUGUACACCGGCGGGGCACCAGUGAAGGAUGAUAGAUGAGGAUGAAGCAGGUCAGUUAGCCCAUCGUGACGAAUUCAACGAGAAUUGUUCACGAUGGUUUCCAGGGGGAACCACGUAGAGGUUCGCAAAGGGACGAAAUAACAUGAUAAUAAUAAUAAAACGAAAUAAGACGACAUAUAAUCAUAGCUAUAAUAUCGUCACCUCUAUGGUAAACUUACGAAACUGAAAAAGGUACAUGUUACAGGGGAACGUUUUGAAACAUUAGAAUGCAAAUAACUUUUGACAGAAGACUACUGUAAACGAUCAUGCUAACAUUUUUAAAAUCCGGUUUUUUAUUGAAUGUGCUUAAUUAAUUAUUAUUAUAUUACAAGUAUCAGAAAUAAAUGCAUAUUCGUUACUUUGCACCUUCAUACAUGAGAGUUCCCAGGUAUUGAGUUAUACAACAGCAAAUCUACGAAAGUGGCAGUUUCGUAAGUUGCCAAAGAAAAUCAUUUAUUUUAAUAUCUGGCAAACUAACGAAAGUGCCACUUUCGUAAAUAUACCAAGGUAUAAAUCACGUGUUUUGGAGAGAACCUCAGUUUAAAUAACAACGUUAUAGCAAUCAUUCAUGUAAAAUAACUAAAUUAGGAUUGAAAAAUUUAUAAAAUAAUUAUUGAAAUUUUCAAAUUAAAGUGUUUAUUAUAGAAAAUACUAUAAAAAUAUGCUAAAUAAGUUUACUUUGGGUAUAUCACAAAAAUAUGGAGAUUCGAGCUACUCGAUUUCUCUAACCGUUAGAGAUAGAAAUUUGAAAAUGAGCCACAAUAAGUAGUAUGACGCAGAAUGUAUAUUUUUAAAGAAAUGUCAAAUUUGAAAAAACUGCAGAUUCGUAAAUUUGCCAUAGAGGUGACGAUAUAAUCAUUAUGGGGGGGGGGGGGUGAUCUGUCUUCACCUUAUAAUUGUUUAGUGCCUAAUCCAGGAUGCGAGCGGCGCUUUCAGCUAUACGCAUACAUGUUUGAGAAUACAUAAUGGGGACAACUCUGAGACAUAUAUAACCCUUUUAGUGCCGUUGAUUUUUACUCAUAACUACUUAAAAAUACCAAAGAAAUCUUUGUCGUGAUGACGUUAUUUAGCCUUGCCUCUAAAAGAAACUGUAUCUCCUCCAAAAAUCCUCCAAUAUUAAUAUUUUUUUUUACGGCAAUCUAAACAGCGACUGAUUUCACGAGCGGUAUAACGCUCGUGGCACUUUUAGUUGCAAAGCGCACGAGCGAGAUGGCGCUCGUCGGCACUCAAAGGGUUAAUAAAAAUAAAUUACAUUCAUAAUCACCAUGUCAGCCUUUAACUGUCCACUGCUGAACAUAAGCCUCCCCCUUGGGGGGUUUUGCCAGUAGUUGCCACGCCUGGCAGGUGGAUUGGUAGCUGCAGUUAGGUUUUGGAGAUGUUUUAAAGAGGGAUGCUGCUGUCCAUCCCUUGUCCUCUCUUACGACACCUAUGGGAAAAGAAGGAAUGGCCUAUUCUAUGCCGGUAUCACACGCCAAUAAUACUAUACCUAAUUUUAACCAUGUUUCAAUAUACAUUUGACAAUUUUGUAAACAAACUGGUCUCUUAUAUUGUUUAUUUAAUCAAAUUCAAUUUUACAUAAUAAUUUGUAAUAUAGUUUUUUUUUUAUUAAUUAUGUAACUUUAUGAUAUUAUUUGUUUAUUUUUUUUUGUGUUUAGUUUCAUUGCUUUUUUUUAAUAUAAUAGAGUGUAAAAAACCGUGUACGUAUGACAGAGCGAGACAGCAACGUGCGGUGUCUUGUUCUAUCUCAUGCGUGCGCUUACGGAAACGUGUCUAUCGAUAGUUUCCAUAGAUUUGACGAUCUCCAUAGUAUAGUUAGUUGAAGCACGUAGCUUUGCGUAAUUAGGGUUCCUGGUUUGAUGACCCAAAAAGGACCAAUAUAGGGAUUGAACUUUUGUAAUUUAGUUGGGGUAUCAGUGUUCUGGUACCUAUGUCUUUGGGAGGCCUACGUCCAGCAGUGGACAGGUAACGGCUGGUAUGGUAUGGCACAGUGUUCGCCUGUAUCCUCACAACAUAUUGUAUUCUAACUCGAGGAGCAGGCGAUUGGUGCAUUGUUUUGCACUUAUUUACUUCCUAUUUGGCUAAGAAGGCAGAUUUGUCAAAUCUGUACUGAGGCCAUAGUUAAGGCAGGCCUCCUGGCCUCGCUAAGGCUCUAAGUAUGUUUUUGUUAUUUAUGUACGAUAUAAAAUAAGCAUGACAUUGUAUUUGAAAUGUUAAAUGAAAUUAAUUUUGGUAAAAUAUACUAUUUACUUUUGAUACA